AUGCUGAGCCAGGAGUUACUACGAAGGAUGCGGUUGCCAGAUCUGGACGAUGUAAGUCAGUACAUCAGGAGUCUUUCCACCACCACUCUGGUCAGCAUGGGGGCGGUGGCGGCCAUGACGACCUACUACCUGGCAACCCGGCCUAAGCCCCUCCAACCACCUUGCAACCUCUGCAUGCAAUCAGUAGAGGUCCAGGGUGAAGAUUUUGCACGCCGGUCAGCUCUGCUUAACACAGAUGAUCACAUGACUCAUUUCUAUGACGAUGCCACGACCAUGUAUGAGUCUUUUCUCAGAGGGGCCAGAGUCUCAAAUAACGGCCCCUGCCUGGGCUCCAGGAAACCCAAACAGCCGUAUGAAUGGAUGACUUACAGGCAGGUAUUGGACAGAGCAGAGCGCCUGGGUUCAGCAUUCCUCCACAGAGGACACUCAAAGAACGUGGACCCUCACAUCGGCAUCUUUUCUCAGAACAGACCUGAGUGGACCAUCAGUGAGCUGGCCUGUUGUUGCUAUUCCUUAGUGACAGUUCCUCUCUACGACACCCUGGGUACCGAGGCCAUCUGCUACAUCAUAGACAAAGCCAUCAUCUCGACCAUCGUGUGUGACGUGGCUGGCAAGGCCGACCUCCUGCUGGACUGUUUGAAGGGCGGAGACCACUCGGUCAGAACCAUCGUCCUGAUGGAAGCGCCCAGUACCGAGCUCACCAGCAGGGGGCACCAGGCAGGAAUCCAGAUCAUCAGCCUGCAGGAGAUGGAGGCGAUCGGCAAGGCCAACCAUCGCCCGCCAGUGCCUCCAAGGCCGGAGGACAUGGCUGUUAUCUGCUUUACCAGCGGAACCACAGGCAACCCAAAGGGAGCCAUGCUGACACACAGGAACAUCGUCUCCAACUGCUCAGCCAUCGUCUGCCUGACUGAGAACACCUGUAGGUUAACGCCCACUGAUGUCCAUAUUUCCUAUCUACCCCUGGCUCAUAUGUUUGAGCAGAUAGCACAGUGGGUGAUGAUGGUGUGUGGAGUGAGGAUUGGCUUCUCCCAGGGGGAUAUUCGUCUGCUGAUGGACGACCUGACAACUCUUAAACCCACUGUCUUCCCCGUGGUGCCCAGACUCCUGAACCGGUUGUUCGAUAAGAUCUUUGGGCAGGCCAACACCUCGAUGAAGCGCUGGCUGCUGGAAUUUGCCUUCAGGAGGAAAGAGGCAGAGCUUAAGAAAGGCAUUAUCAGAAGAGACAGCAUCUGGGAUAGGCUCAUCUUCCGGAAGGUCCAGGCCAGUCUUGGAGGCCGCGUACGUCUCAUGAUCACCGGAGCUGCUCCCAUCUCUCCUACUGUCCUCACCUUCCUCAGAGUUGCAUUAGGCUGUCAGUUCUAUGAAGGCUAUGGACAGACAGAAUGUACUGGCGGAUGCACCUUCACCAUGCCUGGGGACUGGAAUGCAGGUCACGUUGGCGCUCCCCUUACCUGCAACUUUGUGAAACUGGUGGAUGUGGCUGAGAUGAAUUACUUGGCGACUAAUGGAGAGGGAGAGGUGUGUGUGAAGGGUCCUAACGUGUUCCAGGGUUAUCUGAAGGACCCAGAGAAGACCAAAGAGACCAUUGACGCGGAUGGAUGGGUCCACACCGGAGACAUUGGAAAAUGGCUGCCGAACGGCACGCUGAAGAUUGUGGACAGGAAGAAGCACAUCUUUAAGCUGGCACAAGGGGAAUACGUCGCUCCGGAGAAGAUAGAGAAUAUCUAUGUUAGGAGUGACGCACUGGCCCAGGUCUUCGUACAUGGAGACAGCCUCCAGGCCUGUCUUGUAGCAGUGGUGGUUCCUGACCCUGACUUCCUGUGUGGCUGGGUUAAGAAGACACUAGGAAUGGACAGCAGCUAUUUGGAGCUCUGUGGCAGAGAGGAAGUGAAGACGGCCAUCUUAAAGGAUAUGGUGAGGCUGGGCAAAGAAGGAGGUCUCAAAUCAUUUGAGCAGGUGAAGGCCAUCUACAUCCACACCGAGCUUUUCUCAGUCCAGAAUGGCCUUCUCACCCCUACCCUGAAGACCAAGAGGGCUGACCUGCAGCGACAUUUCAGACCCCAGAUCGAUGAACUGUACGCUGGGAUAAAAAUGUAGGGGGAGGAGGAGGAGUUAAGAGAAGAAUAAUAAGAGGUAAAUGUAACAGAGUUGAAAAUGACCUCACUCAGAUAAAGUGAAUUCUCCCAAAAUUUCUAUUUUAACAUGUUAUUGUAAUCCAAUGCUUUUUGAUGGUUUGUGUAAACCCCAGAUGUUGUACCGCAUUCACUAAGGUUAAAUAUGAGGC
This is a messenger RNA of Lampris incognitus (smalleye Pacific opah), 2284 nucleotides long. RefSeq names its product long-chain-fatty-acid--CoA ligase 1-like. NCBI's taxonomy places the organism in Eukaryota, Metazoa, Chordata, Actinopteri, Lampriformes, Lampridae. The record is from RefSeq and is a predicted model, not a curated record. The transcript has 20 exons. Gene Ontology annotation, cellular component: membrane; endoplasmic reticulum. Gene Ontology annotation, biological process: long-chain fatty-acyl-CoA biosynthetic process; long-chain fatty acid metabolic process; very long-chain fatty acid metabolic process. Bases 1 to 2097 code for a protein of 698 amino acids. Gene Ontology annotation, molecular function: arachidonate-CoA ligase activity.